Molecule: messenger RNA, 2496 nt
Organism: Megalobrama amblycephala (Wuchang bream)
Lineage: Eukaryota; Metazoa; Chordata; Actinopteri; Cypriniformes; Xenocyprididae
Gene: prkar2ab
Product: protein kinase, cAMP-dependent, regulatory, type II, alpha, B
Exons: 10
Coding region: 343-1605 (420 amino acids)
Biological process (GO): regulation of protein phosphorylation
Cellular component (GO): cAMP-dependent protein kinase complex
Molecular function (GO): cAMP-dependent protein kinase regulator activity
Source: RefSeq, a predicted model, not a curated record
UUUUAAGAUAAAUGUGCUGAUUAAAAUUGUUUAACAUAAAAGGAGUAAAUCACCGACUUGCAGUCGUGAUAUUUUUUCAGGACACUCAAUAUUUUCCGCUGCGAUGGACACUGUCGAUCCGUCACGAGUCGAUGGUUCUGCCCACUGGGAAGAUCCCAGUGAAAAACAGUCAUUUGACGAGGCAUUUUACUGAAAACUGGGCGGUUUGAUGCACAGACACCGGGUAUGUGUUGUUUCUGAAGCGUGUUUGAUGUUAGUGAUUAUUGACCGGUGAGCGGCGGCUGUCCUCACUCAAACGCCCGCCGGUUGACGCUCCGAGAGCCGCCCGUGAAGAGCACCAGGAUGAGCGUGGAGGUUCCGGCGGGUCUGACCGACCUGCUGAAGGGAUACACGCUGGAGGUGCUGAAGCAGAGGCCCGCGGACCUGCUGGAGUUCGCGGUGCAGUACUUCACCUGUCUGAGGGAGCGGCGGAGCUCCACCCGCGGCAGCAGCAGCCGCUCCCCGGUGACCCGCGGCGUCGCCUUCGACCAGGACUCCGCGCCGACCGACUCCAGCGAGGAGCAAGAGGAAGAGGAGAAGGUGGAGGAGGAGGAGAGGGUGGAGGAGGAGGAAGAGGAGGAGGAAGAUGAAGAUGACUUUCCAGAUGAUUUCACUUUCAAAGCUCCUCCUCCCAGUAAAUGCAACAGACGGGUAUCAGUGUGUGCGGAGGCUUAUAACCCUGAUGAAGAUGAAGACGAGGGCAGCGAGUCGCGGGUGAUUCACCAUAAAUCGGAGGCACAGCGUCAGCGUCUGCAGGAGGCCUGCAAGGACAUACUGCUGUUCAAGACGCUGGAGCAGGAUCAGUUUGCAGAGGUGUUAGACAGCAUGUUUGAGGUGCUGGUCAAACCACACGAGUGCAUCAUCAAUCAGGGGGACGAUGGCGAUAACUUCUACGUCAUCGAGAGGGGUGUUUUUGAUAUCCUGAUCCAGAAGGACGGCGUCAGCCUCUGUGUGGGCUGCUAUGAUAAUAAAGGCAGCUUCGGUGAACUCGCCCUCAUGUACAACACGCCGCGCGCCGCCACCAUCAGGGCCGCUCAGGAGGGGGCGCUCUGGGCGCUGGACAGAGCCACGUUCCACAGACUCAUAGUGAAGAACAAUGCCAAGAAGAGGAAGAUGUACGAGCGCUUCAUCGAGAGCGUGCCGCUGCUGAAGUCGCUGCAGCUCUCCGAGCGCAUGAAGAUCGUGGACGUCCUGGGGAUGAAGAGCUUCAGAGACGGAGAGCUGAUCAUACGGCAGGGCGAUUCGGCCGACUGCUUCUACAUCGUGGAGUCUGGAGAAGUCCGGAUCAUGAUCAAGAGCAGAACUAACGCAGGUCAGAGGUCAAACCAGGAGGUGGAGGUGGCGCGCUGCACGCGGGGCCAGUACUUCGGCGAGCUGGCGCUGGUCACCAAUAAACCCCGGGCGGCGUCAGUGUACGCGGCAGGAGACACCAAGUGUUUAGUGAUCGACGUGCAGGCGUUCGAGCGUCUGUUGGGUUCCUGUAAGCAGAUCCUGAAGAGGAACAUCUCGCAGUACGAGCAGCAGCUGGUGGCCGUGUUCGGAUCCAGCAUCGACCUCAAACACUGACCUUCACCAGCCUUCAGUUCUUUACAGUUCAGUUACGCUCGAUGUGCAGCAUGCUCUCGAUUACCACAGAAAAUACAGCACAUUUAUAUAUUCUUCACUUCUCACUUCUCACAUACAAGCAUCUGCAAAUGAUGCAGCUAAUAGUUCAACUCAUGAUCCUGUAAGUCCCGUAAACAGUAAGAGACGCAACAAUAAAGCUGUUUACAUGGAUCAAACCCUGAAGAAACACCACCAGACGUUCAUCUUCUUAAUUAGAAGCGCUUCAGCAGAAACACUUCACAUUUGUACUCUUCAAUCUGUAAAAUCUCAGAUUUCCAGUUUACAAAAGCAGAAAUCACGUUUGCAGACGGAGACGUUAUUUUCUGUAGUAACAGACAUGAGGUACACAGAAUUCUAGGAGGAGGUCCACUAAAUUCUAGUGGUCUGGGGAUCCCCUGCUGAUUAUUAUUAUUAUUAUUAGCUUAACUGCUUUUAAUUGGCUUUUUUUUUCGUUUAGACAGAAAAUGACAUAUACAGCAAGAUAAUGCAAACAUAAUUUCACUCACCUGUCACUUGAAGCAAACAUCCAUCCCUCCUUAAAGGUCUGUGUUAAAAGAGCGCGUUGGGCCAUUUAGUAAAGCUGGCUGCUGUAGCCUAUAUGUGCAACUUAUGCGUGGAGUCUUCCUUCAUUUUUAAUUUGUAGAAACUGUUUGAAUGAUAGCUUGGUAAAUUAGUUGGCGAUUGAAUAGUCAAUAUCACUACUCUCCAUAAUUAUAAUACUUGGUAGAUUAUCAGCACAGCGGUAGCAGCUCAAAACUAAUAUCACAUUAUUCACGAAAUUUACGUCCCUGCGAUCAUUGGUUGAUAAACCAAGAGAGGCUAGCCUUUUUUUUUCAACUCUCCUAAGCGCUG